UGGGCCUGAAAAGUGCAAGAGAAGGAAGAUAUAAUUUAAAUCCUAGUGACAGGUGACCAAAUUACCUUUUGUGAUAAGGAUCAGCAUACUGCGGCAUCAUUUUGAUCCCCCAAUCCAUCAGAACAGUCUCGUUCAAUUUCCUGCAAGGGAAGCACACCAUGUGAAGCUAUCUAAGCGAACGAAAAAACUAUUAUGUUUAAGGGGUGACAACUCAUCAACCGCCCUCUUAAGCUAUUCAGAAGAAAUAUCAGUGCGCUGCAAACACCCUGACAAUAAAAUCUGGAAGGAUGAAUUGAGAGAUUUAGCAUAGAACUCCGCUGGAUAAUUCAUGACCUCCAUUACUGUGGUCUAUGAUCAUGGAUUCGGUGCCCAAAAAUACUACUUUCUUCGGCACUCACACAACCGUGUGGCCUACUCUGUCUCUCUCUCUCAUCCCCUUCCAAAACAAACCCUCACCCUUCCCUUCAUCCCCACCCUCUUUCAACCCUCCUUUAGGGCACUGUCACGCGCAACUUUACCACAUGGAAUUUUCAGCUCAUUUCGAAAUUGCAGUGCGUCAAAGAAGGAUAACACAACCGGAAUCGGGCAAAUCUGUCCCUUGGAAUCGGCUCCAAACAGCUUCAUAUGCAAGAAAACUUCAUAAUGAUCACCGAUUUACGAAGAAGCGAUGAAACUAUUGAUGUCAGUCGUACGACUCAAGAUGAACAUUAACAAUAACAGGCAGUUCGAUGAAAAAAAUCUUAAAUACGCCGGAUUCAACGAUUUCAGUUAUCGAUGGAAGCAUCAGCUUGGAAUAAUUACGAUUAGUCAAUCAGGCGGACCAUGAGUACCGAUAAUACCACAAACCUGCUCUCGAUGAGAGAGAACACCAUGGAACACUCCAAUGCCUCUAAAAUCGAUGUUCAUUCAAUAAGAGAUCUGUACUUUUAUGGAACCCUGCCACUAAUAUUCUUCUGCAUCAUCUCAAUAGUUGUUAAUAUUAAAAUAUUAGUAUGCGUCUACUGGAUCAGAAAACCACUAAGUCCCACUUUAAAGAUCAGUGUCAGUCUUGCGGGUGCUGACGCCUUUUCCAGUGCAGCUCUUGGGGGAGGACUCGUGGGGAAUAGCUUCAUUCCUAUAGGACUCGGCUUGGAAUUUCCAGGUGCAGCGUGCUUUCUAUUAGGCUUGGAGGUAAUUAGGAUCGGAGCCCUCAUUAUCACCCUCGGGCAUUUGUUCAUGCUUGCCAUCAACCAUUAUUUGGGAAUUCUUCGACCACUUCAUUACGCAUCGAUUAUGACUCAUAGAAUGAUAACUCUCCUCAUAAUUGUGCUGUGGACACUUCCCCUGUGCUUCUUCAUGACUUAUUUCAAUCUCAUGAAGAACGAAGGUUUUCAAUCACCAGGAUGUCAAGACAAUACAUUUCUCAGGAAAGAGAAAUUUCGAGUAAUGUUCAGCAGUCUGUUCUUUGGACCAUUUGUAAUCAUGGUCUGCAUCUACGCUCAUAUUUUUCAUAUUGUACGUGAACAUCAAGCGUUAAGAUUACGGUUCAGUCGAGGUGGUCUAUCGGUUCACAAAUCAGGGAGUGAUGAAAAGGAUCAACAUGUUUAUCACCGACUUGUGAAAAAUGUGAAAGCUAUUCACACGACUUUGUUCAUUCUCGGCAAUUUCGUGGUGGGGUGGAUGCCAGCAACGUUUCUCUUCGUCCUCGUCUGUGACGAUUGCCUCGUUAAAUCCAACUGGAUAACCGGAUAUUCGAAGUUCAUUAUAUUCAAUGCAGCGAAUUGUCUACUAAUCCUGAGAACUAUCGUCAAUCCUAUAAUUUACGCAGCCCGGAUGCAUGAGAUCCAGGCAGCUACGGAACGCAUGCACUCGUCAUUUCGCGGAUUAUUAGGAGUUAGGACUAUCCCAGGGGAGAGAAACUCUAUUGCACUUCAGAGUAGUGAGGCGGCAUUCAGUCGACGAGCAUCAGCCACAAGAUUUGGCGAUCAAAGCGGUUGUCAGGUGGCCAUUGACAAUAACAGGUAUGCACAAAACAAAUAUCUGUACACUUACGCUGGCCCUGACCGCCAAAGGGAUCAUACCACUGUUUAAAAUAUGUCAAAUCAAUUUCAUCAAUCGGAAGGACCAAAAUAACUCAAGCAGAAACAUUAAUAGUCUAUUCGUUAUUUGUGAUAAUGUUAUUUGUGUGAAAAACUUUGAAGGGAAGUACUACAAAUUAAUAAGACUUGACCGAGAAUAUUAUGUUAUUUAAUUGUCAGCACUUGAUGUCAGUGUGAAAAGGAAACUUGUCUGAAUUUUAUGUUAAUCCCUUUUUUGAAUCCUAAUUUCCUUGAAUGAACUCCUUUUUCACCCUUUGUUCCACAUUCACUACCUGAUUAUAUAUUUUAAUUGAAAGAGCUUGGUCUCACGUCCCCUGCUACGAAAGUAUGAUUCCUGAAUUGAAAUGAAUAUCUUCCAUUGGACUAUGACGUAUAAUUGAACCAAAUAUAUUUUUCCAAUGAAAGGUUCAUAAAUAAAUGACCAAGCCCUUGUAUAAAACUUGUGUACGAAUUUAUGUGUAUACAACUCGUGAUGUAAAAAGAAUA
Messenger RNA from Diachasmimorpha longicaudata, 2564 nucleotides. RefSeq names its product beta-2 adrenergic receptor-like. The transcript has 6 exons. Gene Ontology annotation, molecular function: G protein-coupled receptor activity. Gene Ontology annotation, biological process: G protein-coupled receptor signaling pathway. Gene Ontology annotation, cellular component: membrane. The record is from RefSeq and is a predicted model, not a curated record. Lineage: Eukaryota; Metazoa; Arthropoda; Insecta; Hymenoptera; Braconidae. The coding region runs from base 823 to 2070 and encodes 415 amino acids.